GCCUAAUUGGGACCCGAGUCAACCAGACAUAAAUGCACAAAACCCUAGGUCCCAAAAAACCUCAAAAAUGGAAAUCCAAAUGUUGAAGAGCAGCGCCAAUUAUAGAAGGUAAUGAUACCAUAUCAGAAACAAAAACGGAAACUAGCACGCGACGGCUCCUCUCCUCCGGCUUAACACAUCUGAAAAAGCUUCAGGCGGCGGCCAGCCAACUGCGGCUCCGGUGCGAUCCCCUGCGCCGAUUGAAGAUCAAUCAAUAUAAAGGUGAAUUUCAUAUAUGACGAUGGCUUCUCCUGCUACAUUUUCAAGAAGUGAUUUUCGGAAUGAUGUUAUGUUCAACUACCCAAAUCUCUGCUCUAUCAAGAGUCGUAACACGAAUGCUAUACCUGCAUCUGCCAAGAUGCAAAGUUCACUAUUAACAUCUAGUGAGAAAUGUGUCAAAAACCAACUAUUUGCGAGGAAUCUGCGAAAGCAUAGCAACUUCCAGUGUAGAGCGGUAGCAGCUGAAGGCAAAACUUUGGUCACUGAGGGAAAUAAGUUCCUGCUUGAGGAUAUAAUUGAUGCUCAGCAAUUCAAUAGAGGCACACUUGAUGCUGUAUUUGAAGUGGCACGUGAAAUGGAGAAGGUGGAGAAAGGAUCACUUGGAAGCCAGAUGCUUAAGGGGCACUUAAUGGCUACCCUUUUCUACGAACCUUCCACUAGGACAAGGCUUUCGUUUGAGUCUGCCAUGAAACGUCUCGGUGGGGAAGUUCUGACAACUGAAAAUGCACGCGAGUUUUCAUCUGCAGCGAAAGGGGAAACACUUGAAGAUACAAUAAGAACAGUUGAAGGUUACUCUGAUAUAAUUGUCAUGAGGCACUUUGAAAGUGGUGCUGCCAAAAGAGCAGCAGCCACAGCCAGCAUUCCCAUCAUUAAUGCAGGAGAUGGUCCGGGGCAGCACCCAACUCAGGCGCUACUGGAUGUAUACACCAUUGAAAGAGAAAUAGGAAAACUUGAUGGGAUAACAGUUGCCCUUGUCGGAGAUCUUGCUAAUGGAAGGACAGUUAGGUCACUUGCAUAUCUGCUCACAAAAUACCAGGAUGUGAAGAUUUACUUUGUCUCCCCUGAUGUGGUGAAAAUGAAGGAUGACAUAAAGGAAUAUCUUACAUCAGAAGGAGUUGAUUGGGAGGAAAGUGCUGAUCUAAUGGACGUGGCUUCCAAGUGUGACGUGCUUUAUCAAACUCGUAUCCAACGAGAAAGGUUUGGGGGGCGAACUGAUUUAUAUGAAGAAGCCCGUGGGAAAUAUAUCGUGGACCCAGAUGUUUUAAGUGUAAUGCAAAAACAUGCGGUUGUCAUGCACCCUUUUCCACGGCUUGAUGAGAUAACCGUAGACGUGGAUGGAGAUGCAAGGGCUGCUUACUUUAGACAAGCCAAGAAUGGACUAUACAUUAGAAUGGCUCUCCUAAAGCUGCUGCUUCUUGGCUGGUGACUUCAUCAAUCUUACCCUCUACAAGAUUUUGAGAAACAUGCAUCAAUGCCUCAUUAUUACACCAGUGUAAGGUGUAAGAUUUUGUUUGAGUGAAGCAUUAUGCUUGUCUUUACUGGAUUAUAUAUCCAAACCAGCAUGACCUAGGAAUUUUCUAAAUUCUAAUAAAUCUAAACUUGUGCUUUUAGUUAUAAGGUUUUGCUAAACACAGCCCUUAGGGCUGUGUUUAUGGCGGAAAUGGAAUAAUACGGAGUAUCAGGAAAAGGAGUACAGAGUUUAAAAGGGCGAGGAAUGUUUUAUUUU
Messenger RNA from Cuscuta campestris, 1765 nucleotides. Lineage: Eukaryota; Viridiplantae; Streptophyta; Magnoliopsida; Solanales; Convolvulaceae. The record is from the annotation of a GenBank genome assembly.